AUGGCGAGACUCACUGACGAUGCCGGCGAAACGUUUGGGAAUGUACCACGUCCACGGUCCGACCUUGGAAACGGUGAUGCAGACUAUGGACUCCGGACAAGCUGCGUUACUCUAAGUCUUCCUACCAACAUGACCAAGUUGCGAAAACAGGGUCAAAACAACGAAAAGCCACACCAUCUUGGUCUUCAUACCAAAGGAUGCAUAAGUUGGCCUCACCGGAAGCCGAAGUGGGGCCGACUUGAGUCUGAGACUGUCGAUUUGUGCGAAUAA
Molecule: messenger RNA, 270 nt
Organism: Protopolystoma xenopodis
Lineage: Eukaryota; Metazoa; Platyhelminthes; Monogenea; Polystomatidea; Polystomatidae
Source: the annotation of a GenBank genome assembly